CACAGUCUCCUCCGGAAUGGCCAACUAUUAUCGCCGCAAGAAGCCCGAUGCGGUGUUCCUCAACGCCAAGCCUCUAAAUAGCGCCAAUGCCCAGGCCUAUUUAUAUGGAGUGCGUAAGUACUCCAUUGGUUUGGCCGAGCGCCUUGAUGCGGACUAUGAAGCGCCGCCAAUGGACCGGAAGAAGACCUCGGAUAGCACCGCCUCCAAUAAUCCGGAAUUUACGCCGAGUGUAUUUUAUAGGAACAUAUCUCCGGUCAACUGGUUCCUACGGAUUAUUGGCGUCUUGCCCAUCGUUAGACGUGGUCCCGCCCGUGCCAAGUUUGAAAUGAACUCAGCUCCAUUUAUUUACUCUGUGGUUUUCUUCGUACUCCUGGCGUGCUAUGUGGGAUAUGUGGCCAACAAUCGCAUCCAUAUUGUGCGCUCUCUAAGUGGACCCUUCGAGGAGGCGGUGAUUGCUUACCUUUUCCUGGUCAACAUCCUGCCCAUUAUGAUCAUACCCAUCCUUUGGUGGGAGGCUAGGAAAAUUGCUCGACUAUUCAACGAUUGGGAUGACUUUGAGGUGCUCUACUAUCAGAUAUCUGGCCAUAGCUUGCCCCUAAAUCUGCGACAGAAGGCCGUGUACAUUGCCGUGGUGCUGCCCAUCCUCUCGGUCCUGUCGGUGGUCAUCACACACGUAACUAUGUCGGAUUUGAAUAUCAAUCAGGUGGUUCCCUAUUGUAUCCUGGACAACCUGACGGCGAUGUUGGGCGCCUGGUGGUUCCUCAUCUGCGAGGCCAUGAGCAAUACGGCUCACCUGCUGGCGGAGAGGUUCCAGAAGGCCUUGAAACACAUCGGACCCGCUGCCAUGGUUGCGGACUAUCGGGUUCUGUGGCUCCGUUUGAGCAAAUUAACCCGGGACACAGGCAAUGCCAUGUGCUAUACGUUUGUUUUCAUGAGUCUAUAUCUCUUCUUCAUCAUUACUCUUUCGAUUUAUGGCUUGAUGUCACAGCUAUCGGAGGGAUUUGGCAUCAAGGAUAUAGGACUAACCAUUACGGCUCUGUGGAAUAUUGGAUUGCUUUUCUAUAUCUGCGAUGAGGCUCAUUAUGCCUCGGUGAAUGUGCGAACUAAUUUCCAAAAGAAACUCCUAAUGGUGGAGCUGAACUGGAUGAAUUCGGAUGCCCAGACGGAGAUUAAUAUGUUUCUCAGGGCCACCGAAAUGAAUCCCUCGACCAUCAAUUGUGGUGGUUUCUUCGAUGUGAAUAGGAGUUUAUUUAAGGGUCUGAUCACCACAAUGGUCACUUAUUUGGUAGUGCUGCUCCAGUUCCAGAUCAGUAUUCCCACUGAUAAAGGUGAUUCGGAGGGCAGCACCAAUAUUACGGUGGUGGAUUUGCUAAUGGACAGCUUGGACAAUGAUAUGACCCUGAUGGGUUCCACGACUACCCGAAGUUCAAUAACAAGCACUAGUAGAACCGCAAUGGCACCAUCGAUUUCCAAGCAAAGGGGCAGAAAGGGUUGA
Drosophila serrata is the source of this 1495-nucleotide messenger RNA. It is a transcript of the gene Gr63a, whose product is annotated as Gustatory receptor 63a. The record is from RefSeq and is a predicted model, not a curated record. Gene Ontology annotation, biological process: sensory perception of taste. Gene Ontology annotation, cellular component: dendrite; neuronal cell body; axon. NCBI's taxonomy places the organism in Eukaryota, Metazoa, Arthropoda, Insecta, Diptera, Drosophilidae. Gene Ontology annotation, molecular function: sweet taste receptor activity.